CAUUCGCGACGUUCACAUUAUCGGUUAGAGAAAAUGGUUUUACUGAGGCCGCUAGGGAUGAUUUGUAUAAUACGAUAGCAAUAUGGAUGAUUGUUGGAGAAAGGCAAGCCAAGUGCGUUCGUCAAAAGUAUUAUGAGGCAAUCUUGCGUCAAGAUAUGUCCUUCUUUGAUUCUGUUUCUACCGGUGACGUUACAACUCGUAUUUCUUCCGACAUCAACCUUUUCCAGGAGGGUAUCUCCGAAAAAGUUGGUUUAAUAAUACAAUAUGUUGCUACUUUUAUCACUGGAUUUGUUAUUGGAUUUACUAAAGGGUGGAAACUUACUCUUGUUUUAUGUUCUGUGUUUCCGCUUUUGGCAAUCACUGGUGGUCUUAUGGGUAAAUUACUUGCGGCCUCAACCCUACAAGGACAAG
Acaulospora morrowiae is the source of this 411-nucleotide messenger RNA. The record is from the annotation of a GenBank genome assembly. NCBI's taxonomy places the organism in Eukaryota, Fungi, Glomeromycota, Glomeromycetes, Diversisporales, Acaulosporaceae.